AAAAGAAUAAUUCAUAUAUGAUCAAUAAUGUACAUUUUUAUAUAUUCUGUUGCUAGAAAACAAUUCUAUUUCGAUUUAAGCAAAGAGAGAAAAGUGGAGGUAAUGAACUGCACAUGAUGUUGUGGAUUGAGCACUUCUCUUCUCUCCUUGCAUAAAUAUCCCUAAAAAUCUUGUUAUUUUUAGAUUAUAACAAAGCUAUUUUAUUCUAUUUGAAUUUGUUGAAGCUAUGUUUGAUAUAAAUAUUGAGAGAUGUCUUAAGUAUUAUAGAAUAUUCUGUUUUAACUAAUACUAGUUAAUCCACUUGAACACAAAUGUAUACCCCUAUUAGAAUAUUCUGUUCGUGCUUAUCCCGUUCUGAAAAUUAUUUACAUUUUGUUUACAUCAUGCAAGUGUAUUGUAUCUUUGCUCUUGGUGUUGGCUUUCUAUCGUAGUACUUUAAUAUCCUAUAAUCAAAGUUCUAAUCAGUAGCGCUAGUUCUACAUCUAGCCAGAACUAUCCAUCGACGAAAGAUUUUCAGCAUCGGCAGUUCAUCGGGCAACAACUCUUCCAAGUACUACAAUAUUCCAGUCAAGAUAAUCGGCGACCCAAAACGAGAUGCCAACGUGAAGAAACAAAGACAGAGAUGGGAAAGCUACAAGGUUGUGAGUCCAUUCAAAAGACCGUGACAAUAAUCAGUAAUCAAAUAAUAAGUUAAGGCACCAAAAUUAGUUGUGGAUUAGAUUCCUUAAGAGGCUUUCCUCCAUCUGUUGCGAAAAUGUCAUUCAAAACGACAUACCCUUCGAGUUCUCCCUUUGUACCGAGUAUAAUCAUAUGUUUGUCUUUAUGGACUCAUCCUUUAUGUUUCAUGUUUGUUGUUUGUCUCUCCGCCUGUGUUUGCCAUUACUCUCUCUCUCUCUCUCUCUCUCUUUGGCUCUCUUUUACGGCUUGAAGCCGGCUUUUUGGAUUGCCUCGUCUGGCCUCGCCCUGCGUCUGCGAAUCUUCGUCCCUCCCACCCCCACAAACAAAAGCUACGUUUCUGCGUUUUCUGUCUUUGCGACACACGCACAGCCGAGACAAAAUCAAUAAAUGACUAAAGCCACCACGCCUUUGGCUGCUCUUCGUGGUGGGAUUCACGCUGCCUCGGACAUGUGAAGGCAGACGGUUUCAGUCUCUGACGGCAUUUCCCAGCGUGCAAACACGCGCUUUCGGCGCGCUUUCCAACUAAAUUCCAACAAAAACAAAGAAAACGGACUAGUUAACACGCAAAAAGUUUAUCCCCAGACAAAUUUAAUAACAUUUAAUUGAAAGCGUCAGAACGAAAACAAAUUAAACAUCCCACAGCCAAAAACUACACAAAAAUUGAGUCAAAACAAAUCAACGAAAUAGAUUUUGGCACAGUAUGAGCCAAAGUUUUGAUAGUUCACAUGGAGGAGGAGGACCUGGAGUUGGUUAUCCAGAGCGUCAGUCCUCGGAGGAUGUGCCCGAAUCUACAGCCACAGCAACGACAAGAACAGGAACACCAACAACAACAGCCGGAGAUGCCCGACAAGGAGCCGGAGGAGAGGAUGAUUUCACCGAUGACAACAAUUUCGAAUCGAAUUUGCGACGUCGCAAAGGCAAAAUAAUAUCCUGUGCCAAGGAGACCAUCGAGAAUGCUUCCCGCCAUAUACGCCGCAAAGUGCCGUACGCUGGUCAUUUGAUGACGCCGCGCCGGCUCUGGCUGAAUAAAAUCCCAACACAAUGUGACGUGGUCAUUGAAUUUCCCGAGGAUGCCCCGGACGAGGCACUGCGAUGGCUUCUGGCCCGCAUACGCUCCCAACCGCCUGCGGGUCUGGGCCUCCUGGUACAGGUCAAGGCGCAUGAGAGCACGCGACGGAAUGCCUUCUAUGUCAGUGCCCCCGUGAAUGUUCUUUUUAAAGCCGCCGAAGAGGCCCGCCUGCCCAAGCGUCUGCGUCCGGAUCUGGGCGGUGCCUUGAGGGAGUUUACUACCCGCGAGAGCCAUUGCUUCCAGCAGUUGAGGGGUGAUGUGGCCAGCACCGCGCUGUUCACCUCCCAGGAGCGUCAGUGGCUGGUGUUGCAGGUGCUGCAGGGCCUGCGUGCCGGCUGCAGUGACAUCGAUGCACUGCACGGACGGGCAGCCGUGGCCGAGGGCCAGAGCAUUGUGGCCGCCUGGCAGGAGUCGGGUCUAAUUACACAGGUCUUUCCGCUGCACGAACCACGUUCCUUGACACAGCUUCAGACCCACUGGGUCAAGCAGAUAUUUGCACCGCAACCUUUGGAUGACAUUGCUGCUUAUUUUGGGGUGAAGGUUGCCCUGUACUUUGCCUGGUUGGGUCAUUACACCUGCGCCUUGGGUGUACCGGCUGUUUUUGGCACAAUUCUUUACUGCAUUCUCUGGGGCAAAGGUCAGACCGCCCAGGACAUGGGUCACGUGCUCUUCUCUCUGUUCAAUGUGGCCUGGGCCUCACUGUAUCUGGAGGCCUGGAAGAGGUACUCUGUGGAGUUGGCCUUUCGCUGGGGCACUCUGUCAACUCCCCCCGAGUUACUCGAGCCACCUAGGCCUCUCUAUAAGGGCCCCUUGGAGGAGAACAAUGUCACAGGUCGCCUAGAGCCCAAAGAGGCGCCCGCCUGGCAACGUCGCGCCUUUCGCUAUCUGGUUAGCUUCCCCAUCAUAGGAUGCUGUCUCUGUAUGGUCUUUGCUGUGAUGUUUCUCAUGUUGCGCUUUCAGGACUGGUGGGACUCCAAGCUGCCGGAGGAUAGUGUCCUGUGCUGUCUCAGUGUCAUACCCAAGGUUCUUUUGGCAGGAGCCAUUACCCUCAUGGAUGAGGCUUACUUUAAGCUGGCUGUGUGGCUGAAUGAUAAGGAAAACUAUCGCCUACAAUCGAAAUAUGAGAAUCAUUUGAUAGCCAAAGUGGCGCUCUUCCAGUUUGUCAACUCCUUUCUAUCGCUCUUCUAUAUAGCCUUCUAUUUGCGAGAUGAAGAGAAGCUCAAAGAGCAACUGGCUGGUCUACUCAUCUCGCGACAAAUCAUUGGAAAUCUACGGGAAUCGGCCAUUCCCUAUUUCGUGGAGCAAUGGAAAUUGGCCAAAUUGAGCUUCAACAUGUGGGGUGCGUUGAGUCCCACGCAGAAUGUGACACGGAGUCUGGCCGAGGAAUUGGCCACAGCCGAGGCCGAGCUUAAGGCCGAGGCAGCUGGCACGCCCACAAAAAGCCAUCAGCAAAGCCAAGAAGCAAGUAAAAGGAAUAUUGGUCAGGCCGAAAUUGAGAGUUCGUUGUACAAAUACGAUGGCACCUUUUCCGAUCAUCUCGAGAUGCUGGUGCAGAUGGGUUAUGUGGUGCUCUUUUCGGCUGCUUUUCCCUUGGCCGGCAUCUGUGCUCUGAUUAACAACCUCAUGGAGAUACGGUCAGAUGCGUUUAAGCUUGCACAUGUGCAUCAGCGUCCGUUUGGACAGCGUGUGGCAAAUAUUGGCACCUGGCAGAAUGCUUUGAGUAUUCUCUCCCUGGCAGCGGUCAUUGUGAAUUGUGCUCUGAUUGGGCUCUCUGGUCAGGUGUCGAGGCUAUGGCCAGGAUUAACCACAGCUCAGACAAUUAUACUGAUUGUUACCCUCGAACACAUCAUGUUGGGUCUGCGGCAGGCACUCACCUGGUUGUUGCCCGAGUUGCCUUCCUGGCUGGCAGCGGAAAUAGCCCGAGCCGAGCAUUGCCGACGGGAAAUGCAAUGCAAGGGCACCUCACCACGUCCCACCCCGCCGACACCGCAAUCAACCACCUCUACGCAGCCGGAACAUGACGGCUCCGGCGGGAUGUUGCAAAUGGAGAGCGGCGCCAACACCACACACGAUCAGUCCAUGGAGAGUCAGGUGGCCGAGGAUUUGCUGCUCUAUGGCCACGAGUUCUCUGCCUCCGGUUAUGGGCGCAACAUCGAGGCGGAUGUCAAUAUUUAUGAGAACCGUGAUUCAUCGCCCGAUUCCCCACCCUCCCAGACCAGCACCAUACUCAUUAGACCGCUGCACGAGUCGACACCACCGCAUGGAGGCGCCUCCUUAUCCAGUCUGCAUCAUGAUGGCAAUGGAGGAGCUUGUAAAAGUUGUGUUAGAAAAUCUCAGCACUUUAUACCGGAAAUACCACCAUUUCUUGGAUAUUCUGUUCGAAAUCUAAGCGUAUUGACCAAACAACAGCAACAAAUCGGAGCUUCCGCCAGCACGCUAGCCCUGAACUCCGCCGCGUAUGCAGCCCGGAUGCAACCAAUGCAUUUGCCAGAAAUACCGCCGUUCCGUAAGAAAUCUAGCGACUCUGCCGAUCAUACUGGCAGCAGCAACAGCAGCAGUCCGCAGCGUGCCACAAUGCGGCAACUAUCAGCGCAAUAUCAACCACAACAACAACUGCAGCAGCAACAUCAACAGAGGAUCUCGGAGAUACCACCGUUCAAGACGCGCAAAAUAUCUGCGGAGAGUGCCACGCAUUUGAACAUGAGUGACAAGCUACACAUAAAACUCCAUGCACCCGAAUGGAUGUCACGCUUAAAAGUCAACGACAAUCCGAAUCUGCAUAGAAGCAUAGAUUGUAUUGCCAAGGAACUAGGAAACAAUGCCGAAACCUCGGAUGUUUUAAAGCCCGCCCCAUCCUGGAGCAAUGUGGCCCUGAAGACGGGAGCUCCUGGCAGCAUGUUGGCCACCCCACCAGCCUCGCAGCAACAACAGCAUAUAGUGGCAUCAUCCUCCUCAUCGUCGGGCGGCGGUGGCAGCGUUUUCAGUCCCAGUGGGCCCGGACCUGGUGGAGCCGCGGGCAGCAUCAGCAAUUCCCAGUCAAGGCCCAGUGUGGGUGCCCUAUCAAAUUCCUCAUCCAGCUCAUCCCAUAAGCAGCAGAAGAAACUGGAAAAGGAGGAGAAGGAGAGAGAAAAGAAGGAGGAGAAAGAGCGGGAAAAGGAGAGGAAAGAGGAGAAAGAAAAGGAGAGAAAAGAGGAGAAAGAAAAGGAGAAGCAAAAGGAGAAGGAAAGAGAAAAGGAGAAGGAAAGAGAGAAGGAAAAAGAAGAGGCAGCCGCAGCCUCCACAUCAGCGGGCCCUGUAGAUGACGAAGCCAAGGCCGCUGAAUUGGCGGCCAAGAAAUCGCGCCUCAAGCAAAAGCUGGUGAAAAGUGCGAGAUCUGUGGCUAUAUUCUCGCUAAAACUGAAGGAACGAAGACAAAGGGAGGCUGAAAAGGCAGCUACCAUAGCCGUAGAGCAUGCCAAGGCUCUGGCUAAGCUGCCGAUUCCCCAGGCAGUGGGAGGUGAACUCUCUCUUAUACCCAUCGAACAAUUGAUUCAAAUUGAGGAUCUCCAACCUGCGAUCAAGCCUGCAACAGCAAACGUAUCUACAACGACAGCACCCACAUCGACAUCGAGCCAGGCAGGCACAUCGAUGCAGCAUCACUAUCAAUAUCAACAGCAGCAGUAUCAUCAUCCACAUCCGCACACAGAUGACUAGGCUUGUCAAAAGUAGAGAUUGAUUAGCAGCCACACACAAACACACACGCACUUUGUAAAUAGUUUUCUAUGCACCCACUCUCUCCAUCUACUUAGCUGAGUUUUAGUCAAAGUUACCGAUGAUACUCGUAUGUGAGCAAAUUUGCUGAAUGUGUGUCUUGUCCAGAGUUGGAAGCAACUAAUUAACUAAACCUAGUAGUAGAAAGCAAAAGAAACCUAUCUAAAGCUAUCAACAGAAAGCGAAGAUGUUGAAGGAAAUCCAUUUCUAUAUCAAUUUUGUGUGGAAUUGCUAACUGAAUGGAGAUCUAAACACAAUGCCAUAGUAUUUUGCACCCACUGUAAUCGAAAUCGCAGAAAUCUUAGCCAAAAAAAAAAAAAAACAAAUACCAAACAUAUUUGAAGAAGAAUAAUUGUGAAACGAAUUUUUGUUUAGCGUUUUAGCAGUUGAUGUGUUUUUUGGUAGUUAAUGUUGUUUAGCAUUUAGCCGUAAAGGGAAAUUUGUUACAGCACGAAAAGUGUUGAAAGUGUUACGUUUUGCAUUUAUGUUGCCACUGAAAGAAUAAUGAUAUACAUACAUAUACAAACUAAAGCAAUCAAACAGACACACAGACACUCGAACACAACAUGAGCACACACACAACACGCAUAACUGUGAGAUAAUGUCGUCCAUUGUUCCUUCCAUAUAUAUGUACAAGGAUAAAGCCUUCGCACUCGCUUUUAGCCCAUGGUAUAAGAAAUCGAUCAGAUCGAAAACGAUCCAACGAAACAAAUUAUUCAUCAAAUGCUGCAAAAAUAUUUUUCAUCAUUUUACUAAAUGUUUGGCUUGAGAAACUUACGAAACUCACAAUUAAUCUAGUACUUAGACGGAUCAACACUCAAACAAACACACUGAUAAACACAAACCCACUUACACACGAAUGAUAUUUGUAAAUAUUUUGUAGAAUUUAAGCGUAAAUUAAAUGAAGUUUAUAAAUAACAUUACAGUAAUACCCGUAACUGUACGUGCUCUUGUGUUAAACAAAAAAAAAAAGCAACAAGUUAAAGUAAAGCAAUUCAUUUGAAAAGAA
Messenger RNA from Drosophila pseudoobscura, 6506 nucleotides. RefSeq names its product white walker (gene wwk). The transcript is spliced from 19 exons. The record is from RefSeq and is a predicted model, not a curated record. Bases 1379 to 5440 code for a protein of 1353 amino acids. Lineage: Eukaryota; Metazoa; Arthropoda; Insecta; Diptera; Drosophilidae.